UUUAGGCUGCUUUAUAACACAAUGGUGUUGAAGGGGGAGGCCGACUUAAUUUUUCAUCAGAUAUCAAGCGUUUACUUUGGUAUUUAUGAUGACCAGGAACUUGUUAAGUUAAGCGUUAAAGAAAUAACCAACCCCAUUCCCUUAGAUGACUUGCUUAAUCCUACACAAAAUGGCUUGUAUGAUCCGGCUUUAGGGCCUUUUAACCCUGGAGACAUAUGCAAAACUUGUUUUUUAAGUUAUAUGCAUUGUCCGGGUCACUUUGGUCAUAUUAAGUUGUCGCUUCCUGUUUACAAUCCAGUUUUUUUUAACACAGCCUUUCUGCUUCUUCGAGCUUGCUGUUUUUAUUGCUAUAACUUUAAGGCUAGUAGACUUGAGGUCUACGAACUUCGUUCUCAAUUAUUGUUGCUCCAGUACGGCUUACUCAAAGAGGCCAUUGCCCUACCAUCGCUGUUAGAUAGUUACAUGGACAGCUUGGAAGAAGCGGUUGAUGAAAAUAAUUUGGGGAAGACCCGUAUACACUGCAUAGAUUCACUUUUAAAAAGAGUUUUUAACGAAAAUAACAUUUAUAAAGAAAAUAAAAAUAAGUCUGUCAAUACUAUUCAUAUAAAUGCUUUUAGACAGAAAUUAGUCGCAGAGUUUUUAAAAAAUUCAAGCUUUUCAAAAUGUAAAAACUGCUCUGGCAUUAACCGUGUGCUAAAGAAAAACAAGUCGAGCAAAGUCUAUGUACUUCCCCUAACUCAGAAGGAUCGAAAGAAAAUGCUGGCACAUAAAAUAUUUCUGCUAGAUAAAGAGGCGCCCGACUCAGCUUUUGUUUUGAACCCGAAAGAAAGUAUUUUGCAGGAAGAGACAACACUUCUUUCCGCACACAAUGCUAAAUUAUUGCUGGAGAAAGUGUGGGACACUGAGCAUCCUUUGCUGUGUAAGCUCUUUCGUAAAAGCGUCUUGAGAGCGCAGAGGCGCCUACCGUCAAUGUUUUUCAUCGAAACUUUGGCCGUUUCGCCUCCUCGAUUCAGGCCCAUCUCUCGUUUAGAUGAGAAAAUUUUUGAGAAUCCCCAAACAACCUCUUUAAAAAAAAUAAUUGAGACGAGCAACCAGUUAUUGAAGACUCGUUAUGAAGUUUUUCAGGUCAAUAAAAAAAGACAAACUGAAGGGGCAGAAGAAGGCAAUGAGAAGCCCUUGUUUGAUACGUACCUUUUCCUUUGGAGUAAACUGCAGAAUGCUGUUAACGUGCUAAUUGACAGUUCUUUAAGCAAUACCAGACAAGCGCCUCCUGGAAUUAGACAGCUUUUGGAAAAGAAGGACGGCCUCUUUCGAAAGCACAUGAUGGGAAAACGCGUGAAUUAUGCCUGUCGCUCGGUUAUAUCGCCUGAUCCGUAUAUCGGGACUCACGAGAUUGGGAUCCCCAUGCUCUUCGCCACGGACUUAACCUACCCCCAACCGGUGACAGCAUGGAACAUUAAUGAGCUUAGGCAAUUGGUCAUCAACGGCCCAUUGGUCCAUCCAGGAGCGACUCACCUCAUCACCGAGAAGAAUGCUACCAUCGCACUCGGGAACAUAACUUUAGAGCAGCGGACGGCACUUGCAAACCAAUUACUGACCCCUCCAGAAGACGGAUAUUUCUGUAACGGGUCCAACAAAAAAGUUCUGCGCCACAUCAAGAACGGGGACAUCGUCCUGGUUAACCGGCAGCCAACCCUCCACAAACCCUCCAUCAUGGCUCACACUGUUCGCGUGCUGCCCGGAGAGAAGACCCUGCGUCUGCACUACGCCAAUUGCAACACCUACAACGCCGACUUUGAUGGCGACGAAAUGAACGUGCAUUUUCCUCAAUCUGAGCAUGCUCGCGCCGAGGCGUACUUUAUAGCGAACACUGAUAACCAAUAUUUGGUGCCCACCAGUGGGGCCCCGUUGCGAGGUUUGAUACAAGACCACGUUUGCUCUGGAGCCGUAUUGACUGCACGAAACACUUUUUUUUGUCGAGAGCAGUACCAGCAACUUUUGUAUGCAGCUCUUUCAGAUCAAGAAUCAAAAGUUAAGUUACUCCCGCCUGUGAUAUGGAAACCCCAGCCUUUGUGGACCGGAAAGCUUUUGGUUUCGACUAUUCUACUGAACGUUACCCUGAGAGACCGUGACGAAUAUAUCGGCAUCUGUUUAAAUAGUAUCAGCAAGACACCAGCACAUGUUUGGGGCCCAAACUGUGAAGAGAAUGAAGUUGUUGUGCGAGGCGGAGAAUUGCUGUGCGGGGUUUUGGAUAAAUCACAGUUUGGUGCCUCCUCUUAUGGACUGGUCCACGCCGUUCAGGAGCUGUACGGCGGGGAGGUGGCGGGUGCAUUGCUUACUUCCCUCGGGCGUUUGUUUACGGCUUAUCUUCAGUUUCGUGGCCUUUCUUGCGGUGUUGAGGACUUGGUGCUGACCCGCAAAGCUGAAAAGAAGCGAACUGAAUUUCUCAAAAGGUCGCAUUACAUUGGGAAAGAAGAGCUCGCUAACGUGUCCUGCAAUGCCUCCGUUUUAACCGAGGAGAGAGCUUCAAGAGAAGUCUUACAAGAAAUUUAUCGGAGCAGCGAAAAGAUGGCUGCUUUAGACGCCGCCAUGAAGUCAAGCCUUAAUAAGCUUACGAGUGACGUUAUUUCAAAGUGUCUUCCCGUUGGGCAGCGCAAAUCUUUUCCAGCCAACAACCUCUCCCUCAUGAUUUCAACGGGAGCAAAGGGGAGUUCGGUGAAUUUGAGUCAAAUUUCUUGUCUACUUGGCCAGCAGGAGCUCGAAGGGAGACGUGUCCCAAUCAUGAAGAGUGGGAGAUCUCUACCCUCGUUUCUUCCCUACGACGCAUCCUCUCGGAGCUCCGGCUACGUUGUCAACCGUUUCCUUACUGGCCUGAAACCGCAGGAGUAUUACUUCCACUGCAUGGCUGGUAGGGAGGGUCUUGUGGAUACUGCCGUGAAGACAGCUCGCUCUGGCUACCUCCAAAGGUGCCUCAUUAAGCAUAUGGAAGGGUUGAAGGUUGCCUAUGAUCUUACUGUGCGUGACGGCGACCAAUCCAUUAUUCAGUUUAUAUACGGGGAAGAUGGUAUCGAUGUUUUAAAGACCUCGUAUCUCAACAAUUUCGACUUUAUCAAGAUGAAUGAAUCCUCGAUGCUUGCGAAACUAAACUUUGUGCAAAUGCAAAGAGCAGUAGACACAACUAAAGCUAUAAAGUAUUGGAAAAAAUUGAGAAAGUCCAAGCGUAGUGGCAAUCAGCUUCCACCCGUUUUAUCUGUUUACUCGCCUUCACUUUUUCUGGGAUCUGUUUCGGAGAAGUUUGCAAUUGAUAUGAGAACUUUUAUUUCCCGCGACAAAGAGUGUAAGACCAAGAAAGAAGCCGUUAGUCGCCUUCGGUGGCUGUCUUACGCGAAAUACCGCCAGUGUCUCGUGGAGCCCGGCGAAAGUGUGGGUCUGCUUUCCGCUCAGUCUCUUGGGGAGCCCUCCACCCAGAUGACAUUGAAUACUUUCCAUUUUGCUGGCUUUGGGGCUAUGAACGUGACUUUGGGUAUACCUCGACUGUGUGAGAUCUUAAUGACGGCCAGCCGUAACAUAAAGACCCCGAUGAUGCGCGUUCCCAUAAGAAGCGGCCCUCGUUGCAAGGAGCUGGCGGCUAAUAUCAAGCACAGGCUGAAUAAAAUAACCCUUUCCCAAGUCUUACACAAUGUUGAAAUCGUUGAUUGGAUCUCCGUUGAUAAAGAAACGGGAAUCCAAAAACGCUUCUAUCGUGUAAGACUUAAUUUCGACAAGGACGUGCGGAAGAUACCAAACCUGGAUCUUUGCACUUCCACUCUACUGAAUGUUGUGGAGAACAGAUUUAUCCGCCUUCUACUCACAUUGAUUACAAGAACUUUAAAAAUUAAGUCAUCUUUCGUGCGAGUUAAGAAUGCUGAUCUUCUUGAUAACACCGGCGACUCCAAGGGCGCCGCUGACAACCUCGGAAAUUCGGGGGUUGAUGAGGAUGGCGAAAUUGACAUCGAGGGGGGAUCAGACCACCACAAGGAGCCCUUCACGACUAACCCCAUGCAACUUAAAGAGGAAGGCCUUGGAGACAGCAGUUCAAGCGACCAGGAAGAAGGUAGCACACUCUCUAUUGACAACGACUCGGACAGCUCUGCCAUUUCUGACGAUGACGACAAGGCAGUACAGUUCGCACCCUCUACUCAGGAUUUACCGGAAAGUUUAAACUACGACUCUUCUUUACGCUCGAAGCGGAUCGCUCGCUUGCAUGCAUUAUCUUCGCACAUUUCUGAGUAUGACUAUGACGAAGAUGGCAACUGGGCUGAACUUACCUUGAACUAUCCUGUGAGCACGCGCAAACUCCUGCUUACUUCACUUAUCGAAAGUAUGGCGGACUCUGUGGUUAUUCGUUCUACUUCGGGCAUUAAUCGCUGCGUCGUCAGCGAAACUUCUGUCGAUAAUGUAGACCAGUUACUACUGCAAACAGAAGGUGUGAACAUCCCCGAAAUGUGGAAGUAUUAUAAUAUUUUGGAAAUGAACAAAAUCAUUUGCAACGACAUUCAUCAGAUCCUGGAGGUCUACGGCGUCGAGGCUGCUCGAAUUACAAUUGUUAGAGAAAUUUCCGAAGUUUUUAAAGUUUACGGCAUUAUUGUUAAUGUGCGACACCUCUCCGUUAUAGCGGAUUUAAUGACUUUCGAGGGCGGUUACAAACCAUUUAAUAGAAUGGGCCUCCAAGCUAACACUUCGCCUUUCUUGCGAAUGAGUUUUGAAAGCACAAUGAGUGUUUUGCGGGAAACAGCCUUAACUGGUGAUUGUGACGCAAUCCUCACCCCAUCCUCGAGUUUGGUCGUCGGCAAGCCUGUAGAGUGCGGAACAGGCGCCUUUGAGCUUGUUCAAGCUUUUUGUUAAGGAUCUGAGUUGUCCGGUUAUACAACACAUUUAUUACCGAGUCGCAUAACUAUUACGAAUAAAAACUACGUCUGAGAA
Zophobas morio is the source of this 4962-nucleotide messenger RNA. RefSeq lists its product as uncharacterized. Bases 22 to 4884 code for a protein of 1620 amino acids. Gene Ontology annotation, molecular function: DNA binding. Lineage: Eukaryota; Metazoa; Arthropoda; Insecta; Coleoptera; Tenebrionidae. The record is from RefSeq and is a predicted model, not a curated record. The transcript has 33 exons. Gene Ontology annotation, cellular component: RNA polymerase I complex. Gene Ontology annotation, biological process: DNA-templated transcription.